UUUUCAGCAGAUGCGGACUCGCGGCAUGCGAAUGGUACGCGAUACGGGUCAGCUGAACCUGCCUCCAGCAAAGAAUUUUCAAAGUUUUCCAGCGAUUAUGAAAACGAAGUGGUAAUUUUAAAUUUGGCAUGUGCUGAUUGCGAAAUAUGGAAUCGUGAGAAAUGGUGGAGGGAAAGAGUAGCUGUUCAGGACGAACUCUUGCCUUAUGAAGGUGUCGGGGAUAUAAUACUGAAGUAUGUCUCCGAGCGAGGGCCCCAAGACAUCAGUAGCCUCCCAAAACUGAUUCGGAAGGAACUUGGCGUGGAUGUUGAGGCGUCCAGUUUUAAGGAAACGAGUUGGUCAAAAACUCUUCGAGCCCUUGUUGAUAGAGGGAGUCAUUCUAGUUUAUGUCUUGUUGGCAACAAAGUUGGACUGAAAGUGGAUUUGGAGAAACUCGUUCGGAAAGGUUAUCGGUAUGAUAAUGACUGUGGCUUUAUUGCACAAAAAGUUUACAAUCUCCUAAUGUUGACUGCCGAUCGAAGACUUCCUCUGCAAAAGAUUCUUGAUAGUCCAAUAGGUUGCACCGCCUCCUGUAUUUUGGAGAUGCAGCGUAUUUUUGAAGAUGUAUUCGAGUGGGAUUUUGCCUACGGUCUGCAUACUCGACUUUAUUAUUCUCUUUCUGUCAUUUUUGUACAACUUCGUUUAUUGUAUCCUUCACGUUAUUGCGAUGCACCUUUCGUUGAAUUCUUUAACUUGCUCAUUGGAGAGAGGUUGGAUAGGGAAUCAAGGAGAAGGGAGUGGGGAUUAACUCAUUACAAAUGCGAUUUACUUUUGCUCUGGGAUGAACUUCAAAUGAAACAUUCUGACUAGCACAAUGCUUUUUUUGUGAGGAAGGUCAGAAAUGAAAGUUUGGAUCGCCAUUCAAGUCCACUGCAAAGUCGGUUGGGUGACAUACCGCAGAUUACACUCUGUGAUCUUUGGCUGGACAGAGUCGGUGAAAAAAAUUUUGUUUUUUGGACCUCGUUUGUACUAAAAGAACAUUGUAUAAUGAAGAAAAGAGAAUUUUUUCAAGAAGAAAUUGAUCAGUUUUAUUCGGAAAACUGGGAUAGCGCUAAAUACAGAAUCGAUAGUUUUAAAGAAGGAUUAUGUUGUAUUGUAUAUCAGAACUGUCCUGAUCAUAGGGAACAUUUCUAUAGGGCCAAGGUGCUUCGUCUAAAAGGCGCAGAAUUAGUGGUUUCACUUAUCGAUUAUUCUAAGAUUUUGCCAUCGGUUCAUCGGGAAAGUGCGCGAGCAUUAGAAGAUGGGUUCUUAAAAGUUGCGUCUUUUGGGAUUGACAUCAGCACGGAGGAAUUCGGUAUCGUCACUAAUAAAAUGGACGAAAUUGAAAAAACGUUUUUUGAACUGCGUGAUCUGUUCUUGAAUACAAAAGAGUCGGUUUGCGCCAAAAUUACUUUUGAGAAUCCCGAUAUGACGCUGUUCUGGUCUCUUCUGCCCCAUGUUGAAGCUGAUUUCGACCACAGGAUCUAUUUUCUGGAGUUCUUACUAGCUAUUUUCUGGAGUGUUGACAACUCCACCGCGUGGUUGUGCUGGUCUAGAGAGCCCAGUGGAAUCGACGAGCCGUGUUUUUUAACGAUGUCUAUACAGAGUGUUUCUUUGAAUUACGGUUGCCCGGAGGAAGGUGCGCAUGUGACGCUUACACCUCUCGUGUCAAGUUGCACUACCAAGAUGGAAGUCUCCUGGCUUCAGCUGCAACCUGCGGUUUAUGCUCUCAUGAUCAACACUGAGCCUGGAUCUGCUGGGAAGGAGCGCACUGCAGUUCUCAGAUUUGCAAUGGUGAGGCUUUGCGUACAGUACAACGAAAACGGUAUUAUCGAAUGUGCCAGCCUUUGUCCGAAAAAUUUUCGGCUAAGCAAGGGCAUGUUUCUGUUUUCCGCUAUCGGUGGGUCCCAUGACACGAAUGCUUCCGUUUGUAAUCUCCCUGUAGUUUUUCAGAAUGGAAAUCUUAAGAAUGUCGAUUCGCGUAAAUUAACUCGUACCUAA
Molecule: messenger RNA, 2019 nt
Organism: Enterobius vermicularis (human pinworm)
Lineage: Eukaryota; Metazoa; Nematoda; Chromadorea; Rhabditida; Oxyuridae
Source: the annotation of a GenBank genome assembly